Molecule: messenger RNA, 435 nt
Organism: Coniophora puteana RWD-64-598 SS2
Lineage: Eukaryota; Fungi; Basidiomycota; Agaricomycetes; Boletales; Coniophoraceae
Exons: 9
Coding region: 1-435 (144 amino acids)
Source: RefSeq, a predicted model, not a curated record
AUGUCGACAGCCUCAAGUGGCGACCAACUGCUCGAAGCAGAGCUUAAAGCUGAGCUGGCCCAAAACUACGCUAUAGUCGCAAUGACUGCGUUGGUUGUCUACGAUUAUUUGCUAAGCCUUGGCUCGGAAAUCAAAUUCGUAUGGGCAAGGAAGCUCUCGUUUAUGAGUAUCAUAUAUGGCGUGCUGCGGUACCUCGGCUUUAUAUGGAUAAUGUCUCUUCUGGUUGGCGGUCUGAACGUCCCACUUUCAAAUGAGCCGGAGAUGGGAUGUCGAGCUCCUCAGGCUCCAAAGAAUCGGCCAGACCGGUCGCAGGAGCUCGAGACGCCUGGGGAUCAGCCCAACAAGCAAGAAGCUCAAUGGUUCGAAAGCAGUGUCCGCAUGUCCUUCAUCUAUUUCCAAGGAAGAGCCCUCUUCGCCUUCAUUACCCUCGAGUAA